Messenger RNA from Meriones unguiculatus (Mongolian gerbil), 2205 nucleotides. RefSeq names its product DDB1- and CUL4-associated factor 8-like. Lineage: Eukaryota; Metazoa; Chordata; Mammalia; Rodentia; Muridae. The record is from RefSeq and is a predicted model, not a curated record. The transcript has 2 exons. Gene Ontology annotation, cellular component: cytoplasm; Cul4-RING E3 ubiquitin ligase complex. Gene Ontology annotation, molecular function: protein binding. Bases 1 to 2205 code for a protein of 734 amino acids.
AUGUCGUCCCAAGAGCAGAAGACAAACGCUGCCGAGAAGUCUGAGAUCGAAAGCUGCGUGAGUGAGGCUUCUGGUGCCCUGGUGAACACAGAGACAAUUUCUGAUAUCAAAACCACGGGUCCAGAAAUAUCUCCGACACCAAGCAGUGAGAAUGCUGGCACACGGGACAGCAGUGUUUCCAGCCCUCAGGGUACUGGCGAAAACGCUGGCAAUGGUGACCAGGGUUACGACCAAGACGAUGAUGAUGAUGAUGGCUCCAACUUUCCUGACAUGGAGGACUCGGACAAUUUUAUCAGUGGUGUGGAAAGCUCUUCCAGCCACCAAGAAUUUGAGGAAGGUGAGCUUGUGGAAGAGCAGGGUAUGGGAAGGCUGUUCCGCCACUAUGAGUUGGAGGCCGGUGAGGUUGUGGAAGCACAGAGUUUGCAAAGCCUAUUCCACCUCUGUGAACUGGAGGCAGGUGAUGUUGUAGAAGCACAGGGAGCUCAAAGCAUGUUCCGCCAUUAUGAGUUGGAGGAAGGUGAGGUUGUGGUGGUGCAGAGUGUGCGAAGCCUGUUCCACCACCAUGAACUGGAAGAAGGUGAGGUUGUGGAAGAGCAAGGAGUUCCAAGCUUGUUCUACUACAGUGGGUUGGAAGACGGUGAGGUUGUGGAAGCAGAGGGAAUGCAAAGCCUGUUCCACCACCAUGAGUUGGAGGAAGGUGAGAUUGUGGACCAGCCAGGAUUGGAAAACCCGUUCCACCACCAAGUGUUGGAGGAAGGUGACACUGUGGAUGAGCAAGAAGAAGAGUCUGACAUACAUGAACAGCCAAGUGAGGACAGCAGUGAACAAUGUGAUAUUGAAGAACAUAGUUCCCUAGAUGAAUGGAUGGCUUUAGAGACAUCCCCUCUCCCGAGACCUCGAUGGAAUGUCCUUAAUGCCCUUCGGGAUAGGCAGCUGGGUUCAAGUGCUCGCUUUGUGUAUGAGGCCUGUGGGGCAAGAGUAUUUGUGCAGCGUUUAUCCCUACAGUAUAUUUUUGAAGGCCAUGCCGGAAGUGUGAACACUGUGCAUUUUAAUCAGCGUGGUACCCUGCUGGCUAGUGGCAGUGACGAUCUAAAAGUGAUCCUGUGGGACUGGCUUCGUCAGCGACCAGUAUUGACCUUUAACAGUGGCAACAAAAAUAAUGUCUUAUCGGCUAAAUUUCUUCCUAAUUGUGGUGAUGCCCUCUUGGCUAUAUGUGGCCGUGAUGGGCAGGUACGGGUGGCACAGCUGUCUGCUAUGCCAGGAACCCGUAUGACCAAACGUUUGGUGAAGCAUGGGGGGCCAUCUCAUAGUUUGGCUUUGGAGCCAGACUCCCCUUUUAGGUUCUUAACUUCAGGUGAAGAUGCAGCUGUUUUCAGUAUUGACCUCAGACAAGCAAGUCCAGCUUCAAAGGUGGUGGUGACCAGAGAUGAUAAUAAGAAAGUGGGACUGUAUACAGUCUUUGUGAAUCCUGCCAAUGUCUACCAGUUUGCUGUAGGUGGGAAAGAUCAGUUUGUGAGGAUUUAUGACCAAAGGAAAAUUGAUCCGAAUGUCAACAAUGGAGUUCUCAAAAAGUUCUGUCCUCAUCACCUUCUUAGCUGUGAUUUCCCAGCAUACAUCACGUCUCUGAUGUACAGUUAUGAUGGCACAGAGCUCCUGGCUAGCUACAGUGAUGAAGAUAUUUAUAUCUUCAACUCUUCUGAAAGCGAUGGAGCCCAAUAUGCUAAGAGAUACAAAGGACACAGGAAUAACGCCGCAGUGAAAGGUGUAAAUUUCUAUGGCCCCAGAAGUGAAUUUGUGAUGAGUGGUAGUGAUUGUGGCCACAUCUUCAUCUGGGAAAAAUCAUGCUGCCAGAUUGUUCAGUUCUUGGAGGCAGAUGAAGGAGGAACAAUAAACUGUAUUGAUGCCCAUCCUUACCUACCUGUGCUGGCAUCCUGUGGCCCAGGCCACGAGGUCAAGAUCUGGGCACCCAUAGCUGAACCUUCCACAAAGUUUACUGAGUUAAAAACAGUGAUUAAAAUUAACAAGAUGAAACGAGAUGAUUUUAGCUUGGUGCGCACUUCCCUGUUUGACAACCACAUGCUUUGGUUCCUCAUGAGUCGUCUGACACAGGCAAAUUACCAACGAAACUGGAGAGGUAUUAGAAUUGAAGUCGGAGGAGGAGAAUUCAGUGACUCUUCCAGCAGCUCCAAUGAGGAAGAAAGCUGA